CUUCUCCAGCAGUCCAUAAUAUCUGACAGGGCUCUCUGUGGAGCUCUGCUCAGACACGUCUAUUGGGAGAACAGACCCCAAGGGAGAGGGCAGUGCAGAGUCAUGAACCUGGUCCUGGAGCUUCUCCUGCUGGUAGGCAUCAUCAUCUACUCCUACCUGGAGUCACUGGUAAAGUUCUUCAUUCCCCGGAGAAGGAAAUCUGUGGCCGGACAAACUGUUCUCAUCACAGGGGCCGGACACGGAAUAGGCAGGCUGACUGCUUACGAAUUUGCAAAGCGAAAAAGCAGGUUGGUCCUGUGGGAUAUUAAUAAGCGUGGUGUUGAGGAAACAGCGGCCAAAUGCAGGAAGCUGGGAGCAAUUGUGCACGUGUUUGUGGUGGACUGCAGCAACCGGGCAGAGAUUUACAGCUCUGUGGAUCAGGUAAAGAAAGAAGUAGGUGACAUCGAGAUCGUGGUAAACAACGCUGGGGCAAUAUACCCAGCAGAUCUUCUUAGUGCCAAGGAUGAGGAGAUCACCAAGACCUUUGAGGUCAACAUUCUAGGACAUUUUUGGAUCAUAAAAGCGCUCCUUCCAUCCAUGCUGAGAAGAAACUCUGGCCACAUUGUCACAGUGGCUUCAGUGUGCGGCCAUGGAGUGAUUCCUUAUCUCAUCCCAUAUUGCUCCAGCAAGUUCGCUGCUGUGGGCUUCCACAGAGCACUGACUGCAGAACUCGACACCUUGGGGAAAACUGGUAUCAAAACCUCAUGUCUCUGCCCUGUGUUCGUGAAUACUGGCUUCACCAAAAACCCGAGUACAAGGUUGUGGCCUGUAUUAGAGCCAGAUGAAGUUGCAAGGAGUCUGAUAGAUGGAAUACUUACCAACAAGAAAAUGAUCUUCGUUCCAUCCUAUAUCAAUAUCUCUCUGAUACUGGAAAAGUUUCUUCCUGAACGUGCCUUAAAAGCUAUAAGUCGUAUACAGAGUAUUCAAUUUGAAGCAAUUGUGGGCCACAAAACCAAGAUGAAGUAAUGCAUGCAGAGCCACCAACAACAUAAAGCCAAGUUUAGAGUGGACACGUUUUCUUUCACACAUUUUAAAUGUUCCUCAUGUUUAAAAUGCAGGCUUGGCCCAACUCUCCUUCUGGUUUCCCAUACUUAUGGAUCUCUCAGACCCUGGUAGUGGGUUCUGGCAAUGGAGAUAUAAUAAGAUAUUGUCCAUUAUAUAACAGAAUGAAAAGACAAUUAGUGUGAUUUUAUAAAAUAAAUUAAUAAACAGAAAUAUGAGCAAAGGGGCAAGAUAAUAAAGUCUUGGACACAUGCUGACA
This is a messenger RNA of Grammomys surdaster, 1300 nucleotides long. RefSeq names its product hydroxysteroid 17-beta dehydrogenase 13 (gene Hsd17b13). The transcript has 7 exons. Lineage: Eukaryota; Metazoa; Chordata; Mammalia; Rodentia; Muridae. Gene Ontology annotation, molecular function: oxidoreductase activity, acting on the CH-OH group of donors, NAD or NADP as acceptor. The record is from RefSeq and is a predicted model, not a curated record. Gene Ontology annotation, cellular component: lipid droplet. Bases 103 to 1005 code for a protein of 300 amino acids.